CAGCGCGAGGCGAGGAGGCGGAAGUCACGUGACCUAACUGUAUUCUAUCAUGUGAUGGUUCCUGCGUUUGCAGCGAAGCGCUUUACAGUCAACAGACAAACAAACCGAAAAAGCGCUUCUGAGACGAAAAACUCACACAGAGAAGAGAUUCAACCUGCUUGACGGCUGUCAUGGGGUGCUGUUUCAGCAGCGAUAGCGAAACGUCGGAGCAGAAUGAAGAGGUGAAGCCGUUGAUUCCUGACCCAAACUUAGACAGAAAACCCACCAACGGCUCGGAGCAAAACGCAGACAGCCUGCCGUCCAGCCGCACAGAUGAGCAGGCCCUGCUCACGACCAUCCUGCAGCGGACCGCUCUGAACAUAAUUGACGUGUCGGCUGUUGAUUCUCAAGGCAUGGAGCAACAUGAAUACAUGGACAGAGCCAGACAGUACAGCACCAAGCUGGAGGUGUUGAGCAGAACGCUGUCUCAGAAGAAGCCCGUUCCUCUCCCGUCUCUGACCAGUCAGCCUCACCAGGUGCUCGCCGCUGACCCGGUCCCCUACGCAGAUGUGCAGCAGGUUUCUAAGAUCGCUGCGUACGCCUACAGCGCCAUCUCACAAAUCAAAGUAGAUGCCAAGGAAGAGCUGGUGGUACAGUUUGCUAUACCAUGAUUCAAAAGAUGGACCUCCUUCCUCCCCAGUUCCUCUGUUUCUGUCUCUCUUUCUAGCCCUUUCACUCCUCCGUUCUCCUUCCAGACUUCUUGAGAUGCAGACACCCGUGUCUAUGUUCUCUGAAUGCCCUGCAGAUAAAUAUAAUUCACCCCAAACAGAGCUCCGUGUGUAAAUCCGUCAUCCGAGAGGGUAAACACAUCUGAUCUGCUAUCUUUGCGUUAAGUUUUUCAUGCCCUUUUUCACCAAAUACAUGAGUUACGCUAAACUCAACGGCGUCAAGCUGCUACGAUUGCUUCGGUGAGCUUUUGUUUGGUUUUAUUCGUUCCUGUUGAUUCUUCUUCCCUUGGCUUUUCGGUUUCCUGAUUGUUUGGAGAUUGUCAAACCAAGUAGCACAUCCAGACUUCUCAAUUAUUCUUAUUCUUGUGCGAAAGUUAAUUAUAUAUUUUCUCAGUUUGCCUGGGUCAUCUUAACACACAGGUUAUGGUUAAUUCUCCUGUAGUAUUAUUGAAUCACUGUGGCUUAGAGUUCAUUAUUUCUAAUUCAUUCUCAUAAUUGUAUGCACUGAGGUUCCAGAUUUGGAUGUGGAUAAAUAGGGGGGCGACAUAAAUAAUACUUCUGUCUAACCAGAGUAACAUGCAUGUAAUAAUGCAUUAACCAUUUUUUUUUUAAUUCUUUAUUUAACUAAUUUGCUUUCUGUGGCUGAUCUGCUUGAAAUUCCUUUAAAUAGAUUUUCAGCUGGUUUAGAUGGCAGUCUAUCACUGUUAACUACCCAAGAGCUGAAACCAUAUGAUGUCCUGCGACUUUAGACGUUAAUUUGCCAAUAGAUCGUAAUCAGGUUGGAUGCCGUAUUGAAUUUUUACGCAGAUGAAAAUGGACAGACUUACUUUACAGUCUUUACAAUAGCAGAUACAAAUUGUAUAAUGUCACAACUUUUAAACUGUUUAUAGAGUGUUUGUCUACUGAGAGUUUUUUUGGGAAGAAGCUUUAUCAUCAAUAGUGCAAUCCAUUCAAUGCACUGUACUCCAGUCCCUCACAGCCUCAUUUUCAUUCAUGUUAAGAAUUAAACAUGGCACUACUCUUGCGAAGCUCUACAUCACAAACACAUAUAGAUCAUAUCUGGUCUGUAUGCAGGGAUGUUUGACGUACUGCGCCGCGUCACAUUCAAGAUUUUAAAUCCUCUGAAGCGGCUCUGCUAUUGCUUUUAACGGAAGAGGAAGUGUUUCUCUUACCGUGCACCUUUCUUAUAACCCUUAAAUGGUUAUGCAGUCGUAACGGAAAAGGCAGACCCUGGUUAAACCGAGCCAAUAAAUAAUCAUACUGUCAGCUCCGAAUGUUUUGGAUGGGAGCGGGCGGCUUUGAAUUGGAAUUCAUAGUUUAUAAAUUAUGUUUUUGUGUCAAUGCCUUUAAUGUACAGAGUGUAAAAUGAUUCGAGAAGAAUGAUUAAUACGUGUGUAGCUGGAAGUGUUAACGGCUCUACGGCGCCCCCUGGCUGUGUUAUGCCUUAGUCGUAAGGCUUUGCGAUCGAUAGCUUGUUUUUAGCCAAGCAAACGGGGAUGCUUUUACCUUGUCUGUUCCACUUUUAACAUCAUAAAAAAAAAUUACAUUGCUUUAACUUAGUCCAUCUAAUUUUUUGCUGUUGUGCUGAAAAACAAGGAAAGAACUAGUGAUUUAAAACAACUAGCGUUCUUUCCUGAGAUGCCACACAGUAUGUUUGUGUAAUUAUUUAUUUUGGUUUUAUGUAUUUAUGCAAGCUCACUGACCAGUGCGGCACUAUUAGCUCUCGAGAUCACGGCAAGGCACCUUUGUCUUUCUCUGAGGUUUCUAAAGGGAUAAAACGCGCUGCACAUAUUUAGUUUUCUGUUGCAGUGCACUAAUAGUGUUCAAGUUUGUUACCUAAAUGUGGAAUACUACCUGAUUUCGAGAGAAAACAUUUCUUAGGCUAGUACCAAAAAAUUAAUCUCAAUAUUCUGUUAAAACUGUUUUUGUUGAAUGAAAUUAUGCAUUAAAGAUUUUCAAAAUUA
Cyprinus carpio (common carp) is the source of this 2671-nucleotide messenger RNA. RefSeq names its product late endosomal/lysosomal adaptor, MAPK and MTOR activator 1 (gene lamtor1). Gene Ontology annotation, biological process: cholesterol homeostasis; endosomal transport; cellular response to amino acid stimulus. Gene Ontology annotation, cellular component: late endosome membrane; Ragulator complex; lysosome. Gene Ontology annotation, molecular function: guanyl-nucleotide exchange factor activity; molecular adaptor activity. The record is from RefSeq and is a predicted model, not a curated record. Lineage: Eukaryota; Metazoa; Chordata; Actinopteri; Cypriniformes; Cyprinidae.